AUGUAUGCCCCGACGUUUGGCUAUGCGCCGGGCAACAACAGCUCACCGCAACCGCCGCCCUUCACCCCAAAUGGCGGCCCUCCACAGCAGCAGCGGUACAACCAGCAGCAGAACCAGCAGCCUCAGCAGCAACCGGGCCAGCAGCCUCAGCACAUGAUGUAUAACCCAGCGCAGACCGUUCAGUAUGGCAUCGGCCCUCCAUCGUCGCCCUACGGCGCGACCAGGCCCGGCAUGCCCCAGGGCAUGGGGGGAAAUGCAAGCGGGAUGGGCGCGAUGCAGCACAACGGUAUGGCGCAGAUGGGUGGUGGAGGAGGAGGAGGAGCUGGUGGUAGCAGCAGCAGUGGUAGCAGUGGUAGUGCCAACGUACCGACAUAUCAAACCCCAUACUCCAGCUCGCCGUACGGAGCAAGUAUCCCCCCUUCGUCGCCCUCCAAUCUCCCCCCGAACUUCAUGCCCACGACAUCUAACGCACCCUCCUUCCCCAUGAACGCGCCAAAUAUGAAUCAACAACAUCAGGCACAGCGUAUGCAGCCUCCUCCGACUACCUCCACACCCACCCAGAACACCGGGGCAAGAGGCUCCCCGUUCGGUGGUGCGCCACACAAUAGCCCUCCGAAUGUUGGCGCGGGUCAAUCGCACCUUGCUACACCUCAGAGCGCGGGUCAAGCACAUCUGCAAACACCGACCAAUAACCAACAAUCGCAGGGAGGGUCCAUAUUGACUCCACAGACACCAAAUUUUCCUCCAGGUGCGCAAGGCGGCUCAAAUACAGGGUCCAACAUCGCAUCUCCAUUAAGCCCCGGGUCCGAAAUGCGGGAGAAGGAGAGGGUCACAUUAUUACUAGAUAUCAACCGGGAGCUGCUGAUGGAGGUUAUGAGACUACAGACUUUCCAGGCAGAGCUGAAAAAGGAAGAGUCGAAGGAUCAUAGCACAACAGCUGAUAGCGCUGGGGCUAGGGAGAAGGACAAGGAGAAGUUCGAUAAAGAAAAUCUGGAGAAAUUAAAAGCUGUGAGCGGCAAGGAAAUGCUUGAGUGUAUGCGCCGGCUUCAGGGGAACCUGGGGUAUCUUGCUGCUAUUGCCGACCGCUCACACAAACCCUCUUCCCAAAUCCCUCCCCACCCGGCAUAUCUGACAACACCAACUCUUGCACCUAAACCCUCGUUUUCAAAGUCAGCAUCAUCUUCAUCGCCUAAAGCCGAAAUCAAAAAGGACGAGUCGGAAGAGCAGAAGCUGGAAGAUUCCGAGGAGGACCAUAUCGAGCUGAUAAAGGACAUGUACAAGAGAUUACAGGCAUUAUUUCCUGGGGUAGACCCUAAUAGGGAGCCCUCAACCCAGUCAAAUAAUCCAGCGGCAAGAACGCACGCACAACAACAACACCUACAACAACAAGCUGCGCAACAAAUGGCACACAAACAGCAACAGGGCCCUGGCCAGGGCACUGAUCAGAAUCAGCAGCAGCAGCAACAGAAAAUGCUGAACGAUAUGGCGAAGCAGAAAAUGAUGCAGGCUCAGCAGCUGGCCCAGCAACAAGCGCACAAUUUACAGCAGUCGAUGCAAGGGGUGAACCCACAGCAAGCUCAUAAUCGGUAG
This is a messenger RNA of Venustampulla echinocandica, 1590 nucleotides long. RefSeq lists its product as uncharacterized. The record is from RefSeq and is a predicted model, not a curated record. The transcript is spliced from 3 exons. Lineage: Eukaryota; Fungi; Ascomycota; Leotiomycetes; Helotiales; Pleuroascaceae. Bases 1 to 1590 code for a protein of 529 amino acids.